GAAUUCGUCCGGGCGCGUCGCCCGAAGCUGAGAAUCGUGGCGAGAAACCAAACGUGACUGAUAGCCUUUGACCUCGCAUGAAUGUCGGCGAUUGUGACCCGUGGUAUAUCGAUAACGACCGUAUUUCGAGUGAAAUCGUUAUAAUAGUGAGAGAUGUCGAUAGACUUGUCCCUUUCAUCUGCACUUUCUGCACUUUUGUGCCACACUUUUGUGCCUCGUGUGCGUUGAACGCGACGUGACCAACGGAAUUUAUUCUGUUUGGAUGAUGAAACUGCAAGGUUGAGAGUGAGUGAAAUUGAAGAAAAGAAAGAUGAUAUGAUGAUGACAUGAUAUAAAACGUGGAGUGUAAGCGGAACUCUAUUUGAACGGAGAAAGUGAGAGAGUAAGGUGAGGUUAUAAAAGGACGUAUUCAUUGGAAGAAGAAAGAAAUAAAAAUAAUAAUAGAAGCAUGUGGUUGAUCGUUUUCUAACCAACCAAGCCCAGCUAAUGAACCUUGCGUGAGCGACACAUGGUCGAUUUGACGACAGCGUGUUUGCACAAAUUAAACUAACUGAAACGUUUUAAUGGCGGGAGGAAAGCGCCCGGUUCGCGGCGGUAAGAGGAAAUUUGACGGACGCAGCAAGCGACCGCCGAAACCGAAGAAGGGUAAAUUUGAUUUUAGGACAGCGUCUUACAUCAAAGAACGUGAGGCAAAAGCCGAAGAGCUUGAGGCCCGCAGGCAGAUAGCAGAACAGCAAGCGGCGAAACUGCGUCUCUUGCAGGUUUUGGAAUAUGACACUUCUGAGGAUGAAGAUCCUAUGGAAGCCUUGUUAGCCACGUUUCCAGGUUAUAAAAAGCCACAGGCAAUUAGUUCAGAAAGCGAAAGCUCCGACGAAUCGACUAAUGUAGAGAAUACAGUUGAAACUGCAACUAUAACUGCUGAAACAAAUGAUAAGGAAUUUUCUCAUUCUCAAGGAACGGAAGAAACAUUCAGAGGGAAAAGACAGGAGGAGAAUGUAGAAGAAAAUGAUGAGAUUGAGAUCAGAAUGAAAGAAGACGACGAGGAGGAUGUUGAGACUGCUCAGGAGGAUGCUGGCCAUAUAAAAGACCCAUUCUCUGUACAUCUGCGCAAUGAUUUAGACAUUAAACUUUAUCAAGCAGUCAGUGCAACACCACAAAUCAUAGAAAAGACGACACUAUCUUGGCCCAUACUUGGAAAUCUGAUAUGUGAGAUUCCAAAACCUAACCUAGACAGAGAAAUAAACGAGGAUAAAGGGUCCAAACUUUUGGAUGAAGAUAAACAGUAUGCGAGCUAUGGCAAAAUUCCAAGCCUGAUCAAAACAAUAGAUUGGAAUAAAUUGCAUGUAAAAUCACAGAUUCAGAAUAAUCUUGCUCAUCACAAUAAUCCUUUUACAUCUUUGACUCCCCUUCAGCAGGAGUUGUUUUCGGUGAUAAACAAUUACCAAGAUUUAUAUUACCCAGAGAGAAGCUUCUCAAACGCCGACCAGAUACGAUUUGUGUAUUGUUUACAUGCGAUCAAUCAUAUAUUAAAGACCAGAACAAAAGUGCUGCAUCAUAAUGCAAAGUUAGCAAAGUCUGAUGGGACGAUCCCGGAGGAGUACAGAGACCAGGGCGUAGUGAGGCCCAAAGUGCUCAUAAUAGUGCCAUUCAAGCAUUCUUGCUUGAAGAUAGUGAAGACAUUGAUCUCCAUUUUAAUCGGAGAGGAUAAAGGUGGCUCUGUUAUGAACAAGCUGCGAUUCAUGAAGGAUUUCACUGGGAAUGAAUUGGCGAUACCCAAGAAAAACCCUAAACCGCAUGAUUACGAGCAGACUUUCCAGGGUAACAUCGACGACAAGUUUAAGAUUGGCAUAGCCAUUACCAAGAAGACACUCAAAUUAUACAGCAAGUUCUAUUCAUCCGACAUUAUAAUCGCCUCGCCGUUGGCACUCAGACGGUUGAUAGGCACGGAAAGUGAAGUCGACAGAGACUACGACUUUCUGGCGUCUAUAGAGCUGCUGAUUCUGGACCAGGUCGAGUUGAUCACCAUGCAGAAUUGGGAUCACUUGCACUACGCCUUGAAGCAUCUGAACUUACAGCCCAAGCAGAUGCACGACACCGACAUUUUUCGCCUGAGAACUUGGUGCCUGAACGGCUGGACCAAGUACUACAGGCAGACGUUGAUCUUCUCCGGCAUAGAGUUGCCGCACAUAAACGGCGCGCUGAAGAAGACGUGCUUCAAUUACGCAGGCAGAGUGAGAGUAGUGAAUCCAGUGGGGCCGGGCUCGAUCUGCGAUGUGGACGUCGCGAUUCCGCAGGUGUUCUACAAGUUCGACGCGUCUGAUCGUGUGCAGGCUAUCGACGGCAGGAUGGAGUUCUUCCUGAAAGAGGUGCUGCCGGAGUACAAAGACUCUGUCUACAAGAAUCACACGUUGAUCUUCGUGCCGUCCUACUACGACUUUGUGUCGCUGCGUUACCACAUGAUGAAGGAGGACAUGAGCUUCGCGCAGAUCUGCGAGUACACGGAGGACGCGAAAGUCGCCAAGGCGCGGGACAUGUUCUUCCACAGCGACGUGCACUUCCUCCUUUACACGGAACGCUUUCACUUUCACCGCAGACCUAGGAUCAAGGGCAUCCGCCACCUCAUCUUCUACCAGCUGCCUAUUUUCCCGCAGUUCUACAGCGAGAUGUGCAACCUCAUGUCGGCGGAGUAUCAGAACCCCCGCGGUGGCUCCAAGCACAACAUGUCGAUCGCCGUCAUAUACAACAAGUUCGAUUGCUAUGAGCUCGCCAGGGUCGUGGGCGAAAGAAGAGCCUGUAAAAUGAUCAAGUCGGACUUGAAGUAUCAUAGACUCACGUGCUCGAGCACGUGACAAGGUGUAGAUACAAUUAUUUAGGCAACAAUUACAGAAAGCCGC
Messenger RNA from Harpegnathos saltator (Jerdon's jumping ant), 2894 nucleotides. Its product is annotated as digestive organ expansion factor homolog. The coding region runs from base 564 to 2849 and encodes 761 amino acids. The transcript has 2 exons. The record is from RefSeq and is a predicted model, not a curated record. NCBI's taxonomy places the organism in Eukaryota, Metazoa, Arthropoda, Insecta, Hymenoptera, Formicidae. Gene Ontology annotation, molecular function: rRNA binding; U3 snoRNA binding. Gene Ontology annotation, biological process: maturation of SSU-rRNA from tricistronic rRNA transcript (SSU-rRNA, 5.8S rRNA, LSU-rRNA). Gene Ontology annotation, cellular component: small-subunit processome; nucleolus.